UCGAUGCAGAAUGUUAACCAUGUUGAUGGCUCAACCAAUAUUAAAUAGUCACGACAACUAUACUAUAGAUCAUAUCCAAUUAACAUUCCAUUUUUUUUUUCAGCGUGCCAAAAGAUGGAGAUCUUGAGAAAUUUCCCUGUUUUCUGCUUAAUCCUUGCUUUGGUAAUUGUUGGUGUUCGAGGUGAAGAAGAGCUGAAAAAUGUCACUGCUCAUGACGGUCAAGGCAAUGUUACUUUGGUAACUCUCUCUCAUAAGAAUGAAGAAACAAAAGGAAAACUUAAUGACAGUUCUUCCAAUGGAGUUUUGUUCAACACAAGCAAAGGUGAUUGGUAUUCUAAAGGAGGAGGAGGAGGAGGAGGGGGAAGCUUUAGAUGGGGAUGGGGUGGUGGUGGAGGAGGAGGGGGUGGUGGUGGUAGAGGUGGAGGUGGCGGUGGAUGGGGAUGGGGAGGAGGAGGGGGUGGUGGGUGGAAAUGGGGGUGUAGAGGAGAACCAAGACAUGGUGUGAAAAGGAAGCAUAGAGUGAGGGGAAUGAAGCACCAUCAUCAUUCAUCUAAGGAGGAGUAUAGGAUUGGGGAAUUUGCACAAUGCAUGGCAAGAACAAGGUGCAUUGGCAUGAGAUUGGAUUGUCCUCUUCACUGUGGUGGUCCUUGUUUCUAUGACUGCUUCCAUAUGUGCAAAGCUCAUUGUCGCCGGCCAACCCUGAAAUGAAUCGAUAAGCUAGCCAAGUGUGUUUGAAUUUCCGUUACAUUCACUUAUAAACAUUUUUAUUCUAAUUCUUGUGAGUCAUGAAUUUCUCUUAAUAUCGCUUUUAAGCCUUAUUAACAAAAAUUCAAACACACAAAAAAUUAGUAACGGAGACAAGUAUGUUGAUAAUGGUUAUUGGAAGAGUGGUUUUUGUACUUCUAAAUUCUGAUUGCUAAGCUGUUAUUUCUAUCCUAUUUUUAUGUUUCUUUUUUCCAUUUUACUUCAUCAGUCUUGUAUUGUUGAAAAUGAAUGAAC
Molecule: messenger RNA, 999 nt
Organism: Lotus japonicus
Lineage: Eukaryota; Viridiplantae; Streptophyta; Magnoliopsida; Fabales; Fabaceae
Product: glycine-rich RNA-binding protein 1-like
Exons: 1
Coding region: 115-708 (197 amino acids)
Source: RefSeq, a predicted model, not a curated record